Messenger RNA from Lontra canadensis (Northern American river otter), 1755 nucleotides. It is a transcript of the gene FOXN3, whose product is annotated as forkhead box N3. Gene Ontology annotation, biological process: regulation of DNA-templated transcription. NCBI's taxonomy places the organism in Eukaryota, Metazoa, Chordata, Mammalia, Carnivora, Mustelidae. The record is from RefSeq and is a predicted model, not a curated record. Gene Ontology annotation, cellular component: nucleus. The transcript is spliced from 7 exons. Gene Ontology annotation, molecular function: DNA-binding transcription factor activity; cis-regulatory region sequence-specific DNA binding. The coding region runs from base 197 to 1654 and encodes 485 amino acids.
AUGGAGAGGAUGAAGAGGUUAGAGAACGCAGCGGUGCGGGGAGUGUGCUCUAUGGGCCCCAAAGGCGUGGGGACUCGCCUUUCCAGCUCACCUCAACAAGCACCGCUGGCAAAUGCCUUAAUUUCUUUCAGCUCAGUGUCCUCAUCUGUAAGAGGAUGACCGCGCCUCCGUCCCUCGUAACGGAGCCUUCACAUAAAUGGGUCCCGUCAUGCCUCCCAGUAAGAAGCCAGAAAGCUCAGGAAUUCGCGUCUCCAGUGGGCUGAGUCCGUGUUACCGGGGCGGUGGUUUCUCCAAGGCCCUGCAGGAGGACGAUGACCUCGACUUCUCUCUGCCUGACAUCCGAUUAGAAGAGGGGGCCAUGGAAGAUGAGGAGCUGACCAAUUUGAACUGGCUUCACGAGAGCAAGAACUUGCUGAAGAGCUUCGGGGAGUCGGUCCUCAGGAGUGUCAGCCCUGUCCAGGACCUGGACGAUGACACCCCUCCAUCCCCUGCCCACUCUGACAUGCCCUACGAUGCCAGGCAGAACCCCAACUGCAAACCCCCCUACUCCUUCAGCUGCCUCAUAUUUAUGGCCAUCGAGGACUCUCCAACCAAGCGCCUGCCAGUAAAGGAUAUCUACAACUGGAUCUUGGAACAUUUUCCAUAUUUUGCAAACGCACCUACCGGGUGGAAAAACUCAGUGAGACAUAAUUUGUCUUUGAAUAAGUGUUUUAAGAAAGUGGACAAGGAGAGGAGUCAGAGCAUUGGGAAAGGGUCAUUGUGGUGCAUAGACCCAGAGUAUAGACAAAAUCUAAUUCAGGCUUUGAAAAAGACACCCUACCACCCAUACUCACACGUGUUCAAUACACCUCCUGCCUCUCCUCAGGCAUAUCAAAGCACAUCAGGUCCACCCAUCUGGCCGGGCAGCACCUUCUUCAAGAGAAAUGGAGCCCUUCUGCAAGAUCCUGACAUUGAUGCUGCCAGUGCCAUGAUGCUUUUGAAUACUCCCCCUGAGAUACAAGCAGGUUUUCCUCCAGGAGUGAUACAAAAUGGAGCACGGGUUCUGAGCCGUGGGCUGUUUCCUGGAGUUCGGCCUUUGCCAAUCACUCCCAUUGGAAUGACGGCAGCUGUGAGGAACGGCCUCGGAGGCUGCCGGCUGCGGACUGAGAGCGAGCCAUCGUGCGGCUCCCCGGUGGUCAGCGGCGACCCCAAGGAGGAUCACAACUACAGCAGUGCCAAGUCGUCCAAUGCCCGGAGCACCUCGCCGGCCAGCGACUCAGUCUCCUCCUCCUCGGCCGACGACCACUACGAGUUCGCCACCAAGGGGAGCCAGGAGGGCAGUGAGGGCAGCGAGGGCAGCUUCCAGAGCCACAGCGAGACGGAGGAGGACGACCGCAAACACAGCCCCAAGGAGGCCAAGGACGCCCUGGGGGACAGCGGCUACGCGGCCCAGCACAAGAAGCGCCAGCACUUGGCCAAAGCCCGGAAGGUGCCCAGCGACACGCUGCCCCUCAAAAAGAGACGCACGGAGAAGCCCCCCGAGAGCGACGACGAGGAGAUGAAAGAGGCAGCGGGCUCACUCCUGCACUUGGCAGGGGUGCGGUCCUGUUUGAACAACAUCACCAAUCGGACGGCAAAGGGGCAGAAAGAGCAAAAGGAAACCACAAAAAAUUAAAAACAAGUCACUGAUUUGUUUUGAACUUUCGGCCAUUUGGUUUUAGCAUGUCAGGAGAUUUCUAAUGAUUUGUGGCAAUAUCAGCAAUUUAUUGUUUUUUU